GAAAGCAAUCUCCCGGGCAGGCCUCCAGCAUCUGGCUCCUGCACAUCCUCUCAGCCUUCCCGUGGCAAAUGGUCCAGCCAAGGAGCCCAGAGCAACUCUGGACUGGAGUGAGAACGCCGUGAACGGGGAGCACCUCUGGCUGGAGACCAAUGCCUCAGGUGACCUCUGCUACCUGGGAGAAGAGAACUGCCAAGUCCGAUUUGCAAAAUCGGCUCUCAGGAGGAAGUGUGCAGUCUGUAAAAUCGUGGUCCACACCGCCUGCAUCGAGCAGCUAGAAAAGAUUAAUUUCAGAUGUAAGCCAACGUUUCGAGAAGGAGGCUCAAGAUCACCAAGAGAAAAUUUUGUGCGUCAUCACUGGGUGCACAGGCGUCGGCAGGAGGGGAAAUGUAAGCAGUGUGGUAAGGGCUUCCAGCAAAAGUUCUCCUUCCACAGUAAAGAGAUCGUGGCCAUCAGCUGUUCCUGGUGCAAGCAGGCGUUUCACAAUAAGGUGACCUGUUUCAUGCUGCAUCACAUUGAGGAACCCUGCUCCCUGGGGGCUCAUGCUGCCGUUAUAGUCCCGCCCACCUGGAUCAUUAAGGUGAAGAAACCUCAGGUGAUCUCCAUACCAGGAGAUGAACUUGAACUUGGUUGGGCGGGAGACGGACCUGGUUGGGCGGGAGACUGGAGCCCCUCAGAGAAUUUGGGAUUCUUCCAUUUUUACUGGGAGGGUUGGCAGAACUCCCUGAAGGCUUCCAAUCGGAAGAAGAAGAGAACAAGCUUUAAAAGGAAAGCCAGUAAAAGAGGAACUGAACAGGAAAACAAAGGUCGUCCUUUUGUGAUAAAACCUAUCUCUUCUCCUCUCAUGAAACCCUUGCUUGUGUUUGUGAACCCCAAGAGUGGAGGAAACCAGGGAACCAAAGUCCUACAGAUGUUCAUGUGGUAUCUGAAUCCACGGCAAGUUUUUGACCUUUCGCAGGAAGGGCCAAAAGAUGCGCUUGAGCUCUACAGGAAGGUACCUAAUCUGAGAAUUCUGGCCUGCGGUGGGGAUGGAACGGUGGGCUGGAUCCUUUCCAUCCUGGAUGAGCUGCAGCUGAGCCCCCAGCCUCCUGUAGGGGUCCUUCCUCUGGGGACUGGCAAUGACCUGGCUCGAACUCUCAACUGGGGUGGGGGUUACACAGAUGAGCCGGUCUCUAAGAUCCUAUGCCAGGUGGAGGACGGGACCAUUGUACAGCUAGAUCGCUGGAACCUCCAUGUGGAGAGGAACCCAGACUUGCCUCCAGAAGAGCUUGAAGAUGGCGUAUGUAAGCUUCCUCUGAAUGUUUUCAAUAAUUACUUCAGCCUUGGAUUUGAUGCUCAUGUCACACUGGAGUUCCAUGAAUCCAGAGAGGCAAAUCCAGAGAAAUUCAAUAGUCGUUUUCGAAAUAAAAUGUUUUAUGCAGGGGCAGCUUUUUCUGAUUUCCUACAGAGAAGUUCUAGAGAUCUAUCCAAACAUGUUAAAGUUGUCUGUGAUGGAACAGAUCUCACCCCAAAGAUUCAGGAACUCAAGUUCCAGUGUAUAGUAUUUUUAAAUAUACCCAGAUAUUGUGCUGGCACAAUGCCCUGGGGAAACCCGGGAGACCACCAUGACUUUGAGCCUCAGCGUCAUGAUGAUGGCUAUAUUGAAGUCAUUGGAUUCACCAUGGCCUCUUUGGCUGCCCUGCAAGUCGGGGGCCAUGGAGAAAGGCUGCACCAGUGUCGAGAGGUCAUGCUUCUAACGUACAAGUCCAUCCCCAUGCAAGUGGACGGCGAGCCCUGUAGGCUGGCCCCGGCCAUGAUUCGGAUCUCCUUGAGGAAUCAGGCCAACAUGGUACAGAAGAGCAAGAGGAGAACCUCCAUGCCUUUACUCAAUGACAUCCACCAGGUGCAAGCUGCGGACCUGAGGCGAGUGUCUGCUCCCCCCGGCUCCUUCUCCAUUCCCCAGUCUGUCCCAGAUCGCCUGAGGAUCCGGGUGAACAAAAUCAGUUUACAAGACUAUGAAGGAUUCCACUACGACAAAGAGAAACUCCGGGAAGCUUCCAUUCCUCUGGGUAUUCUAGUUGUGCGUGGAGACUGUGAUCUGGAGACUUGCCGUAUGUACAUAGACCGCCUACAGGAGGACUUGCAGUCAGUUUCUUCUGAUUCCCAGAGAGUUCAUUACCAGGACCAUGAAACCUCCUUCCCCAGGGCACUCUCGGCUCAGAGGCUGUCCCCUCGGUGGUGCUUCCUAGAUGCAACUUCUGCUGACCGCUUUUAUCGAAUAGACAGAUCUCAGGAACAUUUGCACUUCGUGAUGGAGAUUUCCCAAGAUGAGAUUUUUAUUCUCGACCCAGAUAUGGUGGUGUCACAGCAGGCGGGGACACCUCCCGGCAUGCCUGAUCUGGUAGUAGAGCAGGCCUCAGGGCUGUCAGACUGGUGGAAUCCUGCCCUGCGGAAACGCAUGCUGAGUGAUAGUGGGCUGGGGAUGAUAACUCCCCAUUACGAGGACUCAGAUAUGAAAGAUUUCAGCCACUCCCGUGUGCUACAGUCACCAGUUUCUUCUGAAGAUCAUGCAAUUUUGCAGGCAGUAAUAGCUGGUGAUCUUAUGAAGCUAAUAGAAAGCUAUAAAAAUGGAGGCAGUCUGCUAAUUCAGGGACCAGACCACUGUUCACUGCUUCACUACGCAGCCAAAACCGGCAACGGGGAGAUUGUGAAAUAUAUCCUGGACCAUGGACCUUCUGAAUUAUUGGACAUGGCAGACAGUGAAACGGGUGAGACUGCACUGCAUAAGGCUGCCUGCCAGCGGAACCGGGCUGUGUGCCAGCUUCUGGUGGAUGCAGGAGCAUCUCUGAGAAAGACGGACUCCAAGGGUAAGACGCCUCAAGACAGAGCACAGCAGGCUGGGGACCCAGAGUUGGCUGCUUACCUCGAAAGCCGCCAAAACUAUAAGAUCCUUGGCCAUGAGGACCUGGAAACUGCUGUUUGACCCUGGUAGAUGGGCCAAGAGGAUGAGUGAGCAAAUCACCUGUGCCCUGCUGGCAGCUGGGCAGCUCCCCUGGAAGAAGCUGAUGGAAUCCAUGUAUCUGUCUGUCUCCUGCAAGAAUCUAUCUGAGACCAUGCCACCAGUUUUUAAGGGCUACCAAGAUGUACAACAGAACGUGAUAGCCCAGGGAGAAGGAGGCAGGCUACCUGGAGAUUUGUGGAAUGCAAGUUCCACAAAAUUUGAUCCUUAUUGCUUCCAGCAAGUAGCAUGAACUUCUGUGUUCACCUGUAUAAUUUAUUUUACAGAUUCAAAGGAUGUUUGUAUAAAAGGCACUGCUCCCUCCUCCCCCAUGCAUUUCCAUCUUUUCCCUGUCCCACACAAUUCUACUGUAAUUACCAUCAACUUAAAAAAAUAUGAUAUCUCUUCUCUUUCCUUCCAUGCAGUCUUUGAAGACCACAAGAUUGUCUGAAGGUCUUUUAAAACCCCUCUGGCUGUUCUGCAGAAAUAUUACUAUAAAACCACUUCCAUUUCCAAGACUAAAGAUACCGAGACUACUUAGUGACUCUUUGCAUGCCCUCCCCUUCCCCCUCCUGUUUCAUCCUAUAGGAGCUGGAAAGUGCCACAUGGAUAAUGUCAACUUGUGGGCUAAUCUCUGAGGCCUGGUGAGGUGGCAUGGGAGCUGUCUGUGCUCAGAGGUACCUCAGAGAGGUCACCCAGGGGUCGGCCCAGGCAGCUGGGCUGUUUGCCGAUAGCCGUGCAGGACGGGUUCAGCUUGGGCUGUUUGUACAGCUCCGUACUGCCUAUGUGUAGCCAUCUUUGCCUUUUGCUGCAAUAGAGAUGAGCAAAGGAUUAAACAAAGGCCCAUAGCUAGUUUGCAGAACCACUCAAUUUCAAGUGCUGUUUAAAUUGCAGGGUGUGGGAACUGUGGUUACAGGAAAUGGAGCACUCUAACAACGUUUAGUUCUAGUCUUUGUUGAGUGAUAAUAGAAAGCAACCUAAUCGACUUGGGGUGGGGGGUCAGCAAAAGCAGAAGUAGCAACAUAUGUCAAGAUAAUACACUGGAGCAAGAACACAGUCAUUGGAAUGUUGCACAGAAGCUAAUAACAUAGACUCUAGGAUCCAGCUGUGAGAGGGGGUCCAUUUAAGGUUUUCCUUCUAGGGUUCAUUUUCAUGAUUUCCAGGAAGUCUUGACCCAAGGACAAAGCCUUGUUUAAGGAAUCCCACCCACUGCCAGAUUCCCAGAAUGCCUGGCUCUUUCUGAUGGAUGCUUUGUUUGUUGCUUGUCAGGUUCUGAGCUCAUACCUGAGAAUCCUAUUUCCAAGUAUGGGGUAGUCUAAUAUACUUCUUUCUCUGCAGGCAGUUCUUGGUGCUGUGGCAAUGUGGGAGUCUAGCCAGAAAUGUCUGGUAGUGGGGGACUCUGUGAUAACUAAAAUAUCAGGAGAAAAAGUCUUCUAACUUUCUGUCCAAAUAUCUACUUGAGUUGGGUGUGAGUCAAAAAUAAACGCAGGUGUCCAAGGGUUUUAUUUUGGCUAAAUCUGGUAUCUUCUGAGCUUGCUCCAUUUUGCUCCUGGACACAACCAAACGCUCCCCUAGUGUUUCUGCAUGUGACCAUUAAUGAUCAUUUCUCUAAUGUGAAGGGCCAGUGGUGACACAUUAUUUGUCUGAAUCACAUCUUGGUCCCAAAUCAUCAUUUUUAAAGUAUGGAUGUAAUAUACUGUAUUCGUUCAGAACAGCCUGUCAGUGGAUGGGAAUUUUAUUUAGCACAGUUUCUCCUUAGUCACUUCAAAACCAAAUGGUUGGCAUCGUUUCCAGCUGUGGGAGAAUGGGUUGGCUAUGAGUAAUCCAUUUCCAUCUAUCAGCCUCAGACCUGGAACUCUCUCUUGGAUUUUACAGUCAGAGAAGGAGGGGUUGCAGUAGAUUGUUUCCAGAAGCUGGGGGGAAAAAUAUAUGCUCCAGGAGAGUUUAAUUACUGGGCUUCUGCAGGGAGUGUUUUAGUUGGUGGGACUGUCAAGGAAACAUUGUGAUGACAGAAAUAUAAUAUAAUCCUUAAAACAGACUGGUAUCUGGCUUUGAAUGGUGCCUUCCAUUCCCUGGAUUGAGCCAGACAUUUGGCCAGGCAGUCAGUUACCCAGCUGCCACGGUUGGGAUAAAGGACUCCAUUUUCAUCAGUUACCAUCUCAGAUUUCUCUGUGAGUGCUUUAAAGCAUCCCAGAGAAAAUUUAGGGCACCAGGUGGCCAUGGGCCAAUUCAAACAGCUCCAAUGGAAGACACAAAUAAACCCCUGGUAUGAAGACUGAUGAAGUACUGACUACUGGAAGGGUCCUGGUGCAUCUGGAAACUGUUUAAAAAAAAAAAAAAAGCAUUAGAGUCCUACAACAUUGAUGGGGAGCACUAUGUGAGCUA
This is a messenger RNA of Ictidomys tridecemlineatus (thirteen-lined ground squirrel), 5359 nucleotides long. The record is from RefSeq and is a predicted model, not a curated record. NCBI's taxonomy places the organism in Eukaryota, Metazoa, Chordata, Mammalia, Rodentia, Sciuridae.